This is a messenger RNA of Podospora anserina S mat+, 1464 nucleotides long. RefSeq lists its product as uncharacterized. Gene Ontology annotation, molecular function: glutamine synthetase activity. The coding region runs from base 1 to 1464 and encodes 487 amino acids. Lineage: Eukaryota; Fungi; Ascomycota; Sordariomycetes; Sordariales; Podosporaceae. The record is from RefSeq and is a predicted model, not a curated record. The transcript has 3 exons.
AUGGGCCAACAGGAGAAAGAACCAGAGAUCACGGUGGAACAACUCCCAGACCUCCUUGCCAACGACAAUGCUGUCAAGCUCGCCGGUGUCGAUGUUGACGGCCAGCUCCGCGGCAAGCUCGUCUCCAAGAAGAAGUUCCUCUCGAUCGCAAAGAGUGGCUUUGGCUUCUGCUCUGUCAUCUUCGGCUGGGAUAUGCACGAUAUGACUUAUGUGCGCGAGCUCAAGGUCAGCAACAAGGAGAAUGGAUACAGGGAUAUUAUCGCAGUGCCGGACUUGCAGAGCUACAGGCGCAUUCCAUGGGAAGACAAUGUGCCGUUUUUCCUGGUCAGCUUCUUUGAUCCUGAUACGAAGAAUUCCGUUUCUGCGUGCCCGAGAGGUCUGGUCAAGGCGCAACUCGAGAAGUUCAAGACGAUCAAUGUUGGAGCCAUGGCGGGAGCCGAGUACGAGUUCUACCAGUUCAAGAGCCCUUCCAACAACCAAAACGAUAGCUUGACCUCUGGUACCGCGGCAUUCUUGCAACAAAACCCGCCACAUAGUCUACCCGCUCUGACUGAAGGCAUGUUUGGUUACAGCUUGACGAGACCGGUCCACAACAGCGGGUACUACUACGACGUCUUUAACAGCUGUGAGGCUUUCAGGUGCAACAUCGAGGGGUGGCAUACCGAAAGUGGACCGGGAGUCUACGAAGCAGCGCUCGAGUUUGGUGAGGCAGCGCAGAUGGCAGAUCGCGCGAGUUUGUUCAAGUAUGUGGUCAAGUCGGUCGCGACCAAGUACGACAUCACCCCAUGCUUCAUGGCAAAACCCAAGCAAGGCCUGCCCGGAAACAGUGGGCACAUGCAUAUUUCGCUCGUCAACCACCGCGGGGAAAAUUUGCUGUUCCGUGGAGGAAAGGACGAGAAGGCUCAGUACUCAGACAUUGAGUCUCUGUCGGACUUGGGAAGACACUUUUUGGCUGGUAUUCUGGAAGGUCUGCCAGAUGUCAUGCCCAUGGUAGCGCCCACGAUCAACAGUUACAAGCGGUUGGUGGAGAACUUUUGGGCUCCUGUCACGGUGUCAUGGGGCCUUGAGCACAGAGCGGCUUCCAUCCGGCUCAUUGCGCCUCCUACCUGCAAGCCGGCUGCCACGAGAUUCGAGAUCCGGGUUCCUGGCGCAGACGCAAACCCAUACUACGUCAUGGCUGCCAUGCUGGCACUCGGCUGGCGCGGUAUCGAGAAGAAACUGGAGAUUCCGUGCCCUCCGCUUGGAAAGGGCGAGGAAGUCGGCGGUGAGUCGGAUAAGGGGGUGAGACUGGCCAAGAACCUCAAGGAGGCCAACGACCGGUUCACUCGCACCGGCAGCAUCGCGAGGGAGGUGUUUGGUGACGAGUUUGUGGACCACUUUGGUGGUACAAGAGAGCACGAGAUAAGACUGUGGGAUGAGGCUGUUACUGAUUGGGAGAUGAAGCGUUAUAUCGAGACUGUGUGA